AUGGAUAUUAUGAACGAUGAAGAUCGAAGAAGAAGAUUAAGGCUUCUCGAAGAAAGAAUAAGAGACCCUCUUGGCAAAGGCAAUGUAGAUUCCUUGCUAGAUACAGUGCAGGCAUUGUAUACCGACUGCGAUCAUCCAGGGAUCAAAAAAUUGAAAAACGUAGAAGUCUAUUUAAAUCGAUACGAUGACUUAGCCAGCGACAUAAUGAAUUUGCGCAUGAAAAUCGAUGAUUUCGAGCCCAUUAAAGUAAUAGGACAAGGAGCGUUCGGUAAAGUGCAGUUAGUUAGACACAAAUAUACUAGAAAAGUGUACGCUAUGAAAAGGCUCAGCAAAUCGGAUUUAAUAAAACGCUCAGAUUCUGCAUUUUUUUGGGAGGAAAGGUACAUAAUGGCGCACGCGCGCUCCGAAUGGAUCGUACAGCUACAUUUCGCGUUUCAAGACACGAAACAUCUUUACAUGGUGAUGGACUACAUGCCCGGCGGUGAUAUAGUUAACCUCAUGUCGAACUAUGACAUUCCCGAAAGCUGGGCGAAAUUCUACACGAUGGAAGUCGUCCUGGCGCUCGAUGUUAUCCAUUCGAUGGGAUUCGUUCAUCGCGAUGUCAAGCCCGACAACAUGCUAUUGGAUAAAUACGGUCAUCUGAAAUUAGCCGAUUUCGGAACCUGCAUGAGAAUGGACGAAGAGGGUCUAGUCAGGUCGAACAACGUCGUUGGUACACCUGAUUAUAUUUCACCCGAAGUAUUGCAAAGUCAUGGAAAAGGUAUUUAUGGCAGGGAGUGCGAUUGGUGGUCAGUAGGUAUAUUCGUGUACGAAAUGCUAGUCGGCGAGACGCCGUUUUACGCGGACAGUUUACUCGGUACUUACAACAAAAUUAUGUACCACGAAAAGAACCUGUCGUUUCCCGAAGAGGUAGAAAUUUCCAACGAAGCCAAAUUUUUCAUUCAAGCCCUUCUCUGUGAUAGAAACAAACGAUUGGGACGGAAUAGCGUAGACGAAAUCAAGUCCCAUCAGUUUUUUAUAAACAACGAAAAUUGGACUUUCGAUAAUUUGCGAGAAAUGGCGCCGCCGGUUGUUCCGGAAUUAUCGGGCGAUGACGAUACCAGUAAUUUCGAGGAUUACGAAAAGGACGAAACUACAGACGAAAACUUUCCAGUACCUAACACUUUUGUUGGCAACCACUUGCCCUUUAUAGGUUUUACCUACAAUUCCGAUUAUCAACUCCUCACUGUAGAUUCCGUAGACAGUAAAACUAGUAAUCGAAUCGCUGACGGUAUCAACAGUACGGUUUUAAACACGAAAAAUCAAAUUCAAAAGCUAGAACUCCUUUUGGAACAAGAGAAAGUAAACGUGGGUGCUAUGGAAGCCAAGCUGAGUCAACUUCUCGCGCAAUUAGAGACCGUGGCGCAGCGGGAGAGCGACAUAAGAGAAGAAGCUACCAAAUACGAAAAAGAACUGACGAUACUGAAGCACAGCUACAAAGAGCUGCAAAGGAAGGCCGAGUACGAAUCCGAUUCGAGGAAGAACACGGAGAAAUACCUGUCGGAAUUGAAGAAGAGAUUCGAAGACGAACAGACGAAGAGAACCCGAGAGAUGAACAACAAUCAGCAGCACAACGAUAAAAUCCAAUUGCUGGAGAAACAGGUCAACGAAAUGCAAGAGAAACUGAAAACCGAGACUGAAAACUGCCAAAAGUUGAGAAAACAAGCCAACGAAUUAACAAUAGCCAAAUCUAAUUCCGAACUCAAAGUGACCGAGUUCCAAACGAUGCUUCAAACGCUUCAGCUUCAAAGGGACAAUCUACAAGCGGAAGUGGCUUCGCUGCAAGAACAGCUCACCGAAGAACGAAGCAUACGCAGCCAGGCUUCCGAUCAACAAAUGGUCUUAGAAAACAAACUACAAUCUCUAAACGCCGAGAUGGAACGAUUGCGACAGAAGGAAGUGAAAACCUCCACUGAUAACAGUCAAUUAAGCGAGAAGAUAUCUACGCUCGAAAAGGAAUGCGCCAGCUUGGACUUGGAAUUAAAUGCCGUGAAGAAACGGUAUCAGCAAGAAGUCAAGGCGCAUGAAGAGACCGAACGAAGCAGAGUCAUGAACAAGGAGGAAGCAAAUUUAGAGGUUGUUAAAGAACUUAUGGAUAGGAUAAUAAACGCCUUGCAAACGAAACUAACGGAGGAAAAAUCGGCGCGUCAAAAGGCAGAUCUCAAUUCGCAGGAGAAAGAACGACAAAUAUCCAUGCUAUCUGUAGACUACAGGCAAAUCCAGCAGCGUUUGCAGAAAUUAGAAGGCGAGUACAGGCAAGAAGUGGAAAAGGUCAAAGCAUUGCACAGCCAGCUCGAGCAGGAGCAACAGAAGAAAACCACUUUGCAAUCGGAAAUGAGCCAACAGACCGCCGAAUUGAACAAGCUCAAAGCCAGGGAAUCUCAAUUACUGCAGGAACUCAAUCAAUUACAAGAAGUUAAAAAGUCCUUGGAGGAAGAGUUGCUGAGAGUGAAGAGCAAUUGGCAGAGGGACCAGCUACAAAUGAAAGAGCUGCAGGAGAACUUAGAAACCGAACAGUAUUUUACCACGUUGUAUAAAACCCAAACGGUCGAACUGAAAGAGGAAAUCGACGACAAGAAUCGCACCAACUUGGAAUUCGAAGAGGAACGCGCCUCGUUGAAGCACCAAUGCCAAUUGGCGUUGGCGCGCGCCGAUUCCGAAGCCUUGGCCCGAUCCAUAGCCGAGGAAACGGUGGCCGAUUUGGAGAAGGAGAAAACCAUGAAGGAGCUGGAGCUCAAAGACUUGCUGGCCAAACACCGGAACGAAAUCAACGGCAAGGAGGCCAUCAUAAAUUCCUUCAAAGACAGGGAAAUCGAACUGAAGAAGGCCAACGAGCAAUUGCUCAAAGAGAAGGACGAUUUGAACAGGCAGUAUAAGCAAGCGCAAGAGGAGUUGUGCAGGAAGAGCGCCAGUCACGAAGACUUUGAUAAAUUGGUCAGUAAAUUAAACACUGAGAGUCUCCUCAAGCAACAGGCUGUUAACAAACUACACGAAAUUAUGAAUAGAAAAGAUAUUAGAGAGUCUAAUAAGGGUAAAUCGAAGGUGUCCAACGCGGAUUUGAGAAGAAAAGAAAAAGAUUUGAAAAAGUUGCAACAAGAACUCAGCUUGGAAAAGGACAAAUACAAUCAAAUGAUAGCUAAUUACCAGAAAAACAUUCAAGAUUUAAGCGCUCAACUAAACGAAGAAUUGGCGGCCAAACAACGCCUCCAAAUGGAGCUGGACAGCAAGGACGCCGAUUUGGAGCAAUUACAGUUGAAAUUAACGAUAAACCCGGAAACGGCUUCGAUAAGUUCAGCGGACAACGAAGGCGACGAAAUAGACACCGUAUUCGAAGGGUGGCUGUCGAUACCAUCGAAACAGAACAUCAGGCGGCACGGUUGGAAGAAACAAUACGUCGUCGUAUCCAGCAGGAAAAUCAUAUUUUACAAUUCCGACAACGACAAACAGAACUCCGAUCCGGUCAUCGUGCUCGACUUAUGCAAAGUAUUCCACGUGCGUUCGGUGACCCAAGGCGACGUGAUCCGCGCCGAAUCCAAGGAGAUACCGCGCAUCUUCCAGCUGCUGUACGCCGGCGAAGGGGAGGCGCGCAAGACGGACGAGCCCUCGAACGCGUUGGACGUCAGCCAGACGAUGAGAAACUUCGACGAGAAGCCCGGCGUGAUAUCGCACAAGGGGCACGAGUUCCUCAACAUCUCCUAUCACAUGCCGACCACCUGCGAGGUGUGCCCGAAGCCGAUGUGGCACAUGUUCCGGCCGCCUCCUGCCUUGGAAUGCAGAAGGUGUAGGAUAAAAGUGCACAAAGAGCAUUUGGAGCGAAAGGAAGACACCGUGCCGCCCUGUAAGUUACAUUACGAUCCCUCUUAUGCCAAAGAACUGCUUCUGCUGGCGUCGUCGUCGGAAGAACAGAAACUGUGGGUGUCGAGAUUAAGCAAGAAGAUCCAGAAGUGCGGUUUCAAGGCCAACAAUUCCAAUGCCAUAGACUCCUCGGCUAAGAUAUCGCCUAGGGAAUCGACUCGAUCUAACAUGAAGCCAUACAUGAAUGCUCAACAACGGUCGGCAACUCUACCUGCUAAUUCUUCAAUGAACAGCAAAUGA
Phyllotreta striolata is the source of this 4134-nucleotide messenger RNA. The record is from the annotation of a GenBank genome assembly. NCBI's taxonomy places the organism in Eukaryota, Metazoa, Arthropoda, Insecta, Coleoptera, Chrysomelidae.